CUUCGUGAGGGGCGGGACCGUUGGGCCUCCGCUGUGCCGCGCUGGGAUGGAGAACUUUGCCAGAUCUUGCUUUCCCUAAGCAGUUGGUGGGUCUCGAGGUUUCUGCUCUUUGCAAAAACUACUUAUUAAAAUUCUCAUUAGAAGCCGAUUCGCCGCCGGAAAUCUCUGGCUGUAACGUAAUCAACUCUUCACGCUGCUCUGUGGUCAGGAUCACCAAGUCUGGUCUCUGUUGUUUCGAAAGGCAAAAGGAAAAGGGUAUCCUCGCCAACACAGUGCAUUUCUGGUUAUCUUUUAUGGCUCCAAAUCUCAAGUCAGUUUAGAAUCAACCGCCCUUCAGCGUCAGGCUCCUCUGUGACCUCAGCGCACCGCGAAGCCUUUGGAAGCGGCGUAGCUUCCAGGUCUUCCCCUGGAAGCCCGGCGGUGUGAUUACGCGCCCUGCGCGCGGGGCACGCCGGGAGUUGUAGUCCGCUUCGUACGGCGUUGCCAAGUCUCCGGAAGUGGAAGUGUAAGAGGCCGGACCGAUUUGGCUCUGGGUAGCGGGACUCCACACUGGGGCGAUACUCCCGGGCGGGUCAUGAACGGACCAGCGGACGGCGAAGUGGACUACAAAAAGAAAUACAGAAACCUGAAGCGGAAGCUUAAGUUUCUCAUUUACGAACACGAGUGCUUCCAGGAGGAGCUCAGGAAGGCACAGAGGAAAUUGCUGAAGGUUUCCCGGGACAAGAGUUUCCUUCUAGAUCGACUUCUGCAGUAUGAGAAUGUGGAUGAAGAUUCUUCCGAUUCAGAUGCCACUGCCUCUUCAGAUAACAGUGAGACCGAGGGGACGCCCAAGUUGUCUGACACACCAGCCCCCAAGAGGAAGAGAAGCCCUCCGAUGGGCGGUGCCCCGUCCCCUUCCAGCCUCUCCUUGCCUACUUCAACAGGAUUUCCACUGCAGACUUCUGGGGCCCCGUCCCCAUACCUGAGUUCGCUGGCUUCUCCCCCUUACCCCCCAUUCCCUUCUGACUACCUGGCCCUGCAGCUGCCUGAGCCCAGCCCCCUGAGGCCCAAGCUGGAGAAACGGCCCCGCCUACCCCGGAAACUCAAGAUGGCUGUAGGACCCCCUGACUGUCCUGUGGGUGGGCCACUGGCCUUCCCUGCCAGGGGUUCUGGGGCCAGUGUUGGGGCAGCCCUGACCCCCCUGCCUCCUCCCAAGAUGCCCCCACACACGAUCCUGAGCACCGUCCCUCAGCAGAUGUUCAGCGACACAGGCAGCGGGGAUGAUGCCCUGGACGGAGACGACGACCUGGUAAUCGACAUCCCGGAGUAGCGCCCCGUGACCCGCCGAGCCCCACACAACAUGCGCGAGACCACUUCUUCAAGAGAUGUUUAUUGAUGCCCAGUUGCCAUGCUUCGGCCACUGACACAAUCAGAAAAGGCGUAAACAUGCACAAAUGUCCCCGAGGAAGGUGGCAGGGGCCCUGUCCUCACAUCCCAGCCCCAUUCAGGGGACAGUUAUUUAAAUGAGUGGCCAAGAGGAUAUGCCACAUCUUAGGGAGCAGAGACCCUGUGGAGGCUGCCCCUUUAGAAGAGCAGCUGAACAGGGCUGGGACUUUUUAAAGAAGGCUCUGUAUUAAAGGGCUGGCUCUUUCUUUCCUUGUUCUUUCCUCCUUUGGAAAUGUCCUCCUCUAAUCUCCCCUAAUCCGACCUCCUCCCUGUGCAGCAGGGGGCCGGGCAGCCUGGAGAGGCCAAGAGGAGUAGCAGGGUGGGGUAGGAGCACUGGCAGGACACCCCACAUGGCCCCGUGCGUGGGGGUUGCAUAUUUGCGGUAACAGCAAGUCAGGCAGGAGAAAGUUUGCAUAUGUGAAAUAGCUCUCCAUGGUCCCUCACAAGAAGACAGACCCACGGUCACAGAGACUCACAAAAAUAAGACAGGUAGUGUGGGGCAGGGGGCAUCCCACCCCAUGUAAACGUGCAACACACUCGUGCGAAGGUUGGGUACUGGACCCGGCCCCAAGGGCCUGUGCUGGGCGGCUACUGUCUGCUCAGGCCAAAGGGAAAGCCCCUGCUGCUGGGGGCAGCUCGCUGGUCAGGGUGUGCCAGCGCUCCAGGGCUGUGUCCGGUUGAUGUAAACAGUCACUCCAGUGUUUCUGCGCCUCUCCCCGGGCUCCUGGCCCCAGAGACACACCACCUAGAGAACAGCCAAGGCAGGCAGACCUAAUCAGUGCCCAUUCUCCUGCCCCACUUCCCUUGGCACCUGGUGGGCCCCUCCACUCACCAAUGAAGUCAUUGGAUUUGCCAAUGUCGUAGUCCCAGACUGUGACUUCCAGGGUCUUGGUGGCCAGAGUGGAGAGUUCCAUUUCAUAGAAGAACUCCUGAGAACAAGGCGGCAGUGCUUUUUGUCAGGCCUUCUGACCACAUCCCCACCCCCAGCCCAUCUUCACUUGUCAUGUUUACCUCAUUAAAUUCUGGGUUUAAUGUCUUCUUCUUUA
Arvicola amphibius (Eurasian water vole) is the source of this 2471-nucleotide messenger RNA. It is a transcript of the gene Ino80e, whose product is annotated as INO80 complex subunit E. Gene Ontology annotation, biological process: chromatin remodeling. The coding region runs from base 575 to 1309 and encodes 244 amino acids. The record is from RefSeq and is a predicted model, not a curated record. The transcript has 7 exons. Gene Ontology annotation, cellular component: nucleus; Ino80 complex. NCBI's taxonomy places the organism in Eukaryota, Metazoa, Chordata, Mammalia, Rodentia, Cricetidae.